GAGACCCUAAAUAUGAUGUCUUUCCCUGCUGUUCGUUUUCCCUCCAGUGCAUUGAGCACAGCAGAGGCAGGAGAGGCAGUAGCUACGGGACAUUGUGGCAGAGGAGACGGGUCGGGAUAGCAAUCCAGUUGGUUCCAGUCGCGCUGCAGCAAGCGAGUGUGCGAGAGACACGAACCUAAAGAGAGAGCGAGAGGGAGAGAGAAAAGCCCUACAUUUUCGUUGGGUGGUCUGGUUUUUUGGACCCUCCUUUUCUGCUGCUCAUCACGACCCUUUGCUCGACCUGUUCUGCCUUCUUUCGUGGGAGAUUCUGCGCCCAAGAAGAUGACUAUCGCUCGAUCGCCUUUACUUCCAGCUUAGCAUGUUUGCCUGCUCAUCAGAACGCUGUUCGACCUCGAGCUGCUGGAUUUGCUGCCACGGAGGGGAUCUUGCUCGUGGGCUGUGAAGGUUGUGGUUGCACAGUGGUGAGAAUGAGCGGGUGGAAUUAUGUAGUGACGGCCCACAAGCCCACGAAUGUGACACAUUCGUGCGUGGGUAAUUUUACGGGUCCGCAGGAGCUCAAUCUGAUCAUUGCAAAAUGCACCCGAAUCGAGAUACACUUGUUGACUCCGCAAGGCCUUCAGCCUAUGUUGGACGUCCCAAUUUAUGGUCGAAUUGCUACGUUAGAGCUCUUUCGCCCAACGGGAGAAUCUCAAGACGUGCUCUUCAUAUCAACGGAGAGGUACAAAUUUUGCGUACUGCAGUGGGAUGCAGAUUCUGGAGAACUUGUUACAAGGGCUAUGGGUGACGUUUCGGAUCGCAUUGGCCGACCUACUGAUAAUGGACAGAUUGGUAUUGUUGAUCCAGAUUGUCGCCUGAUCGGACUUCACUUGUACGAUGGUUUGUUUAAGGUCAUUCCAAUCGACAACAAAGGUCAGCUGAAGGAGGCUUUUAAUAUACGGCUGGAAGAAUUGCAGGUUCUUGACAUCAAGUUUUUGUAUGGGUGUUCCAAGCCCACCAUUGCCGUCCUAUAUCAGGAUAAUAAAGACGCCCGACACGUGAAAACUUAUGAAGUCCAACUGAAGGAAAAAGAUUUCGGAGAAGGUCCAUGGCUCCAGAACAAUCUUGAUAAUGGUGCAGGCCUGCUUAUCCCAGUCCCACUACCGCUAGGUGGGGCCAUAAUUAUCGGGGAACAGACUAUCGUCUACUACAAUGGUUCUGUUUUCAAGGCGAUACCGAUCCGCCCGUCAAUCACUAAAGCAUAUGGGCGAGUGGAUGCGGAUGGAUCUCGCUACCUCUUGAGUGAUCACGCAGGAAUGCUGCACUUGCUUGUUAUCACCCAUGACAAAGAACGGGUUUUGGGGUUGAAAGUGGAACCUCUUGGAGAGACAUCAGCAGCAUCGACACUCUCUUAUCUAGACAAUGGUGUUGUGUACGUAGGUUCCAGUUACGGAGAUUCGCAGCUCAUCAAGCUGAAUUCUCAAGCUGAUUCGAAGCAGUCUUAUGUAGAGGUGUUGGAAAGCUUCGUUAACUUGGGACCUAUCGUCGAUCUAUGCGUAGUAGACCUGGAGCGGCAGGGUCAAGGUCAAGUCGUAACUUGUUCCGGUGCAUUCAAGGAUGGUUCUCUUCGGAUAGUACGAAACGGCAUCGGCAUCAAUGAACAGGCUUCAGCGGAGCUUCAAGGAAUAAAGGGAAUGUGGUCGUUGAGAGCUUCUUCUCAAGAAGCCUUCGAUACCUUUUUGGUGGUGAGCUUCAUAAGCGAAACUCGCAUCUUGGCUAUGAAUGCUGAGGACGAGUUGGAGGAGACAGAGAUCGAUGGCUUUGACUCAGAAGCACAGACUCUCUUCUGCUUCAAUGCAGUUCAUGAUCAGCUUAUCCAGGUCACAGCAAGCUCUCUGAAGUUGGUGGAUGCUGCUACAAGGAGACAAUUAACUGAAUGGAAGGCACCGCCUGGAAUAGCCAUAAAUGUUGCUACGGCCAAUGCUACUCAGGUUUUGCUUGCUACAGGUGGCGGAAAUCUGGUCUAUCUGGAAAUAGGACACGCAACCCUGACAGAGUUGAAGCAUGUACAACUUGAAUAUGAAAUUUCCUGCCUAGACAUUAAUCCAGUAGGUGAUGAUCCCAAUCGCAGCCAGCUCGCAGCAGUUGGUAUGUGGACAGACAUAAGCGUUCGUGUCUUCUCUCUUCCAGACCUACACGUGAUCACGCAAGAAAGACUGGGCGGGGAGAUCAUUCCCCGUUCCGUUCUGUUUUGUUCAUUUGAGGGGAUUCCAUAUCUGCUUUGUGCUCUUGGAGACGGCCACCUGUUCAAUUUCGUUUUGGAUUUGCCCAGUGGGCAGUUAUCGGAUCGUAAGAAGAUCUCAUUGGGCACCCAACCCAUAACUCUCCGUACAUUCCGUUCGAAGAAUGCAACUCACGUCUUUGCGGCAUCAGACCGCCCGACAGUCAUCUACAGUAGCAAUCGAAAAUUGCUCUACAGCAACGUGAACUUGAAGGAAGUAAAUCACAUGUGUCCUUUCAACUCAGCUUCUUUCCCAGACAGCCUGGCUAUCGGUAAAGAAGGGGAGCUCACGAUUGGCACUAUAGAUGAUAUACAAAAGUUACAUAUUCGUACCGUGCCUCUUGGAGAACAGCCUCGGCGAAUUUGUCAUCAGGAAUCCUCAAGGACCUUUGGGCUUUGUAGUGCCAAACAUCAAAAUUCCUCAAACGGGGAAGAUAUGGAAUCUCACUAUGUUCGGUUGAUCGACGACCAGACCUUCGAGAUAAUCGCGACGUAUCAGCUCGACACUUAUGAAACUGGUUGUUCAAUCAUCACGUGCUCCUUCGCCGACGACAGUAACGUAUACUUUUGUGUGGGGACCGCUUACGCUCUGCCUGAAGAAAACGAACCUAGCAAGGGACGUAUCUUAGUUUUUGUUGUCGAGGACGGAAAGCUGCAGUUGCUAACUGAAAAGGAAACCAAGGGUGCCGUUUAUAGCUUGAAUGCAUUCAAUGGGAAGUUAUUGGCAGCUAUUAACCAAAAGAUUCAGCUCUACAAGUGGACCUUGAGGGAUGACGGUUCCCGAGAGUUGCAGUCUGAAUGUGGUCAUCACGGACAUAUCUUAGCGCUUUAUGUUCAAUCACGUGGAGAUUUCAUUGUGGUCGGUGACCUGAUGAAAUCAAUCUCGCUUCUUAUGUAUAAGCCUGAGGAAGGUGCGAUCGAGGAACGUGCUCGUGAUUACAAUGCCAACUGGAUGACAGCUGUGGAAAUUUUGGACGAUGACACAUAUUUAGGGGCCGAGAACAGUUUCAACCUUUUCACGGUGAGGAAAAACAAUGACGCUGCAACAGAUGAGGAGAGGGGAAGACUAGAAGUGGUUGGUGAAUAUCAUCUUGGAGAAUUUGUGAACAGAUUUCGUCAUGGUUCACUUGUGAUGCGCCUCCCAGACAGCGAGGCCAGUCAGAUCCCGACAGUAAUAUUUGGAACCGUUAAUGGUGUGAUAGGAGUCAUUGCUUCUCUUCCACCAGAUCAAUACGCAUUCCUUCUUAGAUUACAGCAGAGCCUUGUGAAGGUGAUCAAAGGUGUAGGGGGAUUGAGCCAUGAGCAGUGGCGAUCUUUCAACAACGAACGCAAAACUGUAGAUGCGAAAAACUUCCUCGAUGGAGAUCUGAUCGAGUCAUUCCUUGACCUCAGUAGAAACCGCAUGGAGGAGAUCGCGGAAGGUCUAGAGGUUACUGCGGAAGAGCUUUGUAAGCGAGUUGAAGAGUUGACUAGAUUACAUUGAGUAGAACCGAGUCAGUAGUUGUAACUAUGAUCUGAAAAGAGUUUAUAGUACCUAAAUUUCCAGAUAUCUGUACAGUUUUUACACCAUCAAUCGAAGGACCACCAUCGCUGACUAAAAGCGGUAGGUUGCGAGGCUCAGAGGUUAGUCAGAUAAUUAACGAUGUCUUAAGCAAAAGCAGAUUGUUCACUUCCGAGCCAUAUAAUCGAGAUUUGUUUGAGUCUACAUUGCAAAAUCUUGCACACUACACACAACUGUUUGAUCUAAAGUUUACCGAUGUUACAUCC
Molecule: messenger RNA, 4024 nt
Organism: Marchantia polymorpha subsp. ruderalis
Lineage: Eukaryota; Viridiplantae; Streptophyta; Marchantiopsida; Marchantiales; Marchantiaceae
Source: the annotation of a GenBank genome assembly